Myzus persicae (green peach aphid) is the source of this 1846-nucleotide messenger RNA. Its product is annotated as sodium/bile acid cotransporter 5-like. Gene Ontology annotation, cellular component: membrane. The transcript is spliced from 6 exons. The coding region runs from base 371 to 1759 and encodes 462 amino acids. The record is from RefSeq and is a predicted model, not a curated record. NCBI's taxonomy places the organism in Eukaryota, Metazoa, Arthropoda, Insecta, Hemiptera, Aphididae.
CCUAAUAGGACAUUCACAAUUCGGAUUGCGUAACACGUUGUGACAUUAAUGAUAGUAAAUAGUAUUAUUAUUUUAAAAAUUUGAAAUUGUAAAAUAUAAUGCAAUAAUAAUAUUAUAUCUGUAUCAAAAAAAGAUUUAAGAUAAUUAAAAAUUAAAAUUGACCUUUUUUUAUCUCAACUCUCGGAGUCGUAAAGGUUUUUUAGACAGGUUCAAUAAUUUAAAUGUUUUUAAUUAUAAUUUAGUUAAUUAAAUACACAAUUAUGAAUUUGCUUGUAAUUAGUUAAGCCCAUAAUUUACAGUGAUUGUGUUCCUCUCUCAACCAAGGUUUUAAUAUUUCAUUCAUAUUUUUACUUAAAAACUAUAUGCCAUCAUGACGUCAAGUACUGUAUUUUUGUUGAGCUUGUGCGUGGCAACAUGUUUUACCACUGCAAUUGCUGACAAUGAUUGGACAUUAAAUUUUAACAAUACAAAUAUCGGAGAGUUGGAAAUGGGCAGCAGUACAAAUAUAGUAUUCUACGCAUGGACAAAUACAACCUGGGAGGACGAAGAUUUACAACUUCAAGUAAUCAGUUCUGAUGAAGAUGUAGCGUAUCCUAGUAGACAUUUUUUUAAAUUACCCCGAAAUAAUUCAAUGCCAUCAAGUGUGUGGGAAAAAUCUUUUAACUUAACUUCUGAGUUUCUUGGGUAUACAAAAUUAUACCUUCAAGUUGUAAAAGUUGAAAAUAAUACAAUACGUGUUUUAAACUCAAGCCAGGAUCACAUGAACAUCAAAGUACUUCGAAAACCACAACUGAUUGAUAAGAUAUUUGUCAUUUGUGUCGCUGUCUUGAUGACUAUUAUAUUUAUCAACUUAGGAUGUGCUCUAGAUGUUGAUCAACUUAAACAAUGUGUUAGAAAACCAAUUGCCCCAGCAGCUUCAUUUUUUGCUCAGUUCCUAAUCUUACCAAUAUUAAGUUUUAUUUAUGCGAAGCUAAUAUUUCCAAAUUCAGUUUCAAUGCAAUUGGGCUUGUUUUUUACAGGAAUAAGUCCUGGAGGUGGCGCGUCUAGUGUAUGGUCCCUUCUUCUGGGUGGUAAUAUUAACCUCAGCAUUGUCCUGACAACUGUUGGAACUCUGGAAUCAUUUAUCAUGAUACCAUUUUGGGUUAUCUUUCUCGGUAAACGUAUCUUUUCUGUGGGUGAAAUGCCUGUUCCAUAUUCCCGAAUUGGAUUCUCUAUUAUUGCAUUAAUUAUACCUUUGUGUAUCGGGUAUUGUAUUCAGCGUUUUAUGCCUAGAGUAAGUCGAGUUAUGACACGUAUACUGAAGCCAUUGUCUAGUUGUUUGAUAAUAUUUAUAAUUAUCUUUGCCACAGUCACUAACUUAUACCUGUUUAAAAUAUUUUCUUGGAAAAUUAUUUUGGCGGGUGCAGUGAUACCAUGGACAGGUUAUUUAAUAGGAUUAUUAACAUCUGUCUUUGCACGUUUAUCUAUGCCAGACAUAAUUUCUAUGACAGUUGAAUCUGGUAUACAAAACACGGGUAUUGCCAUAUUCAUGUUAAAAUUUUCUCUGGGACAGCCAGCUGCAGAUAUAACAACUGUUAUACCAGUUGCUGUUGCAUUAAUGACACCCAUCCCCUUAUUAAUAUGUUUUAUUAUUAAAAAAUGUUUUGGAAAAAAGGAUGGAGUAGUAAGUAUUCAAGAUCCAGCAACUGAAUCAAUGAUAAACAAAAAAGAAAAUGAAGGUCCAUCAGCAAAUUCAGAGAAUGAAAAUAAUCAAGCGUGAAUAUUACCAUUAAGACUGUUAUAAUAUCACACCAUGUUAGUUAUUCCAUUAAAAUUUUAUCUUUAAAUAUAUGGAUUUUAAAUGUUU